This is a messenger RNA of Hydra vulgaris (swiftwater hydra), 1139 nucleotides long. Lineage: Eukaryota; Metazoa; Cnidaria; Hydrozoa; Anthoathecata; Hydridae. The record is from RefSeq and is a predicted model, not a curated record.
AAGCUUUAAAUUAUGUUUGACAAAUUACACAAAAACACAAUAUAAUUAAUUUUUUUCAUUAUCCGUAAACAAAAUGUCAGCCGAGUGCCACAAACCGUUCUGUAUUGUUCAUUUAACUGGAAGCAGUGGCGUGUUAAAUAAGUUUUCUAAAAAAACGUUUGAAAAUUUUUGUAUAAAAAGAACUAAAUGGCUUUCUCUUGCGGAGGAAGGGAAAACUGUUGCGGAAAUUACUCUCAAUUUUGUUGGGAAAGAUGUUUCAUUUGAGAAUCUUUAUGCUACAACAACAGGAAGCACUUGCUCUCUAUAUUAUUAUUUAAAAUGUUACCAAAAGUUCACUGACAAAGUCCUUAUUGCAAAAAUAGAAAAAAAAAAAUAAAAAAUCUAAAGCUAAAAAUAAAAGAAGAUCUACUUCACCAACAACACUUUGCACUAGAGAUAGAAAAUCCACAAGAAAAUGCAACAGCUCUAACAGUAAUCGUGAUAGAAAUAAGACUCACAUUUUACCCGAAAUUUGUUUGGUUUGUUAAAAGGUGGAGAAGUACUUUAUGGAUAAGGUGCAACUAAAGCGAUCUGUGCAAUAUCUAACUCUGGCAGAAACAAAAGAUGCAGGAUUACUUCGUGAAGCUGCAGAGCAAAAAAAUGAUGAGCGUAUACUCUUGCAGAUAAAAGACAAAGACUGUAUUGCUGUAGGGGUAAGAUACCACAAAAUCUGCUACACUUUAUACACCCAAGAGGUACGCAAUAUUCAGCGAUGUCCAAAACCUAAUUUAGAUAUUUCUAAAAAUUAUGAUAUUGCAUUUCAAAAACUUUGUGAAGAUAUUGUUAUAGAAAGAAUUAUAAACAAUAUUGAAAUUAUGACUCUUAAGAGCCUUCUAAAAAAGUUUAUUUCUUUUAUAAAUCAAUUUGAAAAUAGUGACAUAAUAAUAUACCAGUCAACUAGAUUAAAGAACAGACUUGUUUCUAAAUACCCUAAUUUAGUAUUUCAUAAACCAAGUAAUAGAUCUGAAAGUGAAAUUGUUUAUAUAUCGGACUGUAAUGUAGGAUUUGCUGCAGAAUCUUUUGUUAACAAUAGUUCAACUGAAAAUACAGAUGAAGAUGAUAGUAAUAGUCAUGAUGACAACACAAAAGAAAUUCCUUAA